AUGUCCAGACGAAAAUCAACAGUCCAUGUGGCACGUGCACGCGAACAGGAGGACUCACCAGCGUUGGAACUCGAACGGUUAGAACAAGCAUCAACUUUACUUCUACAGGAGAUUGACCAUAACCUUUCACGAGCUAACGCCAUCAUAGGCGAUUCUAUAUUCCCCGUGUUAAAGAAAUAUGCUGCUGCUACUGCGCAGGCGUCGAGCCAUGUGGGUUUUUGGAAGCAUUUUUUGGAAGAGGCUGCCGAUGUGGAGAUUUCCACAGUUGAAGAACCGCUUCAGGAGCCAACGCUGCAAAAACAAGAAAGCCAAUCGACGAGCAGAAAAACAGACAGCAAAAACAAGAACGAUUUACAGCCCCUGGCGGCUAGCACGCCGCCAUCAUCCGAUCGGCACAUCGAGACCUCCACUCCGCAGCUUCGCCGCACCCUGCCGUCAUCACCACAACUAGUGGCUGUCUCUGGUGGACAAGUGGCUGUGUCGCCACGGAAACGCACGCCUCGUGCUGCUGAUACUCGUCUGCUGGUGCUUCAGAACUUUCUCAAUUCUUCUCCCACACUUCCUGAACCUCCCGUACUUCUCAGCGAAAUUGGCCGCGCACAUGCAAGCAGCUCCAGCGCUCAGCCGCGUGCUCUUUCGCCUCAUAGCGAUUUGGGUCGUCUUCUGCCGAUAGCACUUCCCCCAGUACUUCCAGCUGCAACGCCGGCGCGACAAGGUUCGCCGCAGCGAUUUCCGCUCACACCUAAUUUCGGCUCUUCUGCAGCUAGGGCGCCGCCAAGGUCCACCACUCAGUUUGCUGAUGAAUCAGAUUUGCCUGCUCCCACCCAAAUCGCACGUCAAGAUGAGAGCGAUUUACUCCCACUUCCACGUCUCCAGACUGUUGCAUGGGGUGGAGAAACGGACGAUUUGAACAAGAGCAGCAGAGAAGAGCAAGGGUCGCCGAAGAGACGCCGCAUGGAUAAUGUCUUCCUUGAACGAAGUGAAUUCCAUAGUGUAGAGAAGACGCGCUCCAUGUCGGACAUAUUCGACGAAGUCCUUCUGGAGCACAUACCAGGGAUCGACCAGGAGAAGAAAAACACUGAAGCAGAAAAGCAGAGGAACGCAGAAAGAGGCACGAUAAACGGUGAAAGUGAAGAGAAUAUCGUAACACACACUCUGGAAGCGAUUUUCGAAGCAAAUCUACCAACGAACCCCAAAGAGACUAUAGGGGAGGACUUUGAUGACAACUUAGCCGAGGGAGAUUUACGAGGCAGAGGCGCUGGAUAUGCAUCGGCCGCUUUUACGCGAGAAUUGUCUGCUGAGAGUUCUGAGAUUGCUGGUAUAACGUCAACUACUCCAUUAUACACAACGGCAAAUCUCGAUGCAGAAGAAACCAGAGCUGAAAAUGCAAACGAGAGCCAUACUGGAACAAAUCAGAACUUAUCCCAUUCUCUCGAUUCAAACACUUCGGACCUCGGCUCUUUCUUAGGGGAACGGUGGAAAUCAUUGGCGAAAUCGCUCCACAAGAGAUAG
Clavispora lusitaniae ATCC 42720 is the source of this 1512-nucleotide messenger RNA. It is a transcript of the gene ASK1, whose product is annotated as Ask1p. Gene Ontology annotation, cellular component: mitotic spindle pole body; mitotic spindle; DASH complex. The record is from RefSeq and is a predicted model, not a curated record. Lineage: Eukaryota; Fungi; Ascomycota; Pichiomycetes; Serinales; Metschnikowiaceae. Gene Ontology annotation, biological process: attachment of spindle microtubules to kinetochore.